AAUAAUUACUAUUUUCUAAUCUGCCACCACCCCUCCUUUCGCCGGAAAGAUUCCUCCAUUACAAGAACAACUAAAGCCACCUUUUUCCCCUUCCAUCAACAAUGGAACCCUAGCCACCACUUCCCUCCCGUGAACCAUUCACAUUACUUUACAAUGGGCUGAAAUCUGGCUCUGUUUAUGUUCGAAUCAGGAGCUGAGAAGACAUGGCAUUACCCUCGAUGGAGCAACGCCAGUUUACUCUAGCGGAGAUCCGGUCCGCCACCGGAGAUUUCAGCCCGGAGAAUCGCAUCGGAGAAGGCGGCUUCGGAGAAGUCUUCAAAGCCGCCAUCGGCGACGGCACAAAGCUGGCGGCGGUGAAGCGCCUGAAGCGGCCGGCAAUCAACGAGAGACUGGCCAGGCAGGGGUUCGCAAGGGAGAUCGAAGCGCUCACUCAACUCCGCCAUCGUCAUAUCGUCUCUCUCAUUGGCUGCUGCAGUGAGCAGGGCGAGAUGAUUCUGGUUUAUGAGUACAUUGCCAAUGGAACCCUAGAAGACCACCUUCAUGGAAAGGCCAAAGACAGGCACUCGCUGACGUGGACCGAACUCCUCAGUAUCUGCAUUGGAGCGUGUCGCGGUUUGGAUUAUCUUCACAGUUCCUGCCCCGGCAACUCAAUCAUACAUGGUGAUGUGAAGAGCUCGAACAUCCUUCUAGAUGAAAAUUUAGUAGCUAAGGUUUCUGAUUUUGGGUCGGCCAAGCAGAUUAAUGCGGAUGUAUCCGAGAGUAACAGUAUCACGGCUGAGAUGUACUCGCGCGGCUAUCUUGAUCCCCUUGCUGCUGCCACGGGGAGGUUUACUAUGGCUAGUGACGUAUAUUCAUUUGGUGUGGUGAUGUUGGAAGUAGUGAGUGAGAGAAGAGCUGAUAUCCGGCCUCAGAAUGACGACCUACUGUCCGUUUGGGCUGUCAAAAAAUUUCGUAAGGGAAGAGGUAGUGAGCUUGUAGCUUCGUCUUUGAGUGGAGAAAUCUCAAAACAAUGCUGCAGUUGUUUUUUAGGGAUCGUUGAAAGAUGCUUGCAUAGAGAAGCAGAGAAGAGGCCGACAAUUACUGAGGUUUUGGCCCUGCUUAUAACAGCCCUCGGGUUACAGCAGGAGAGGCCAGACCCAACGCGUUGGUUUUGGCAAUCGAAAGUAUCUCCAAAGGAAGUUAUAUCAUCCGAUUUAGCACAAGACAAUGUGAUUCGAGAAGAUGAAUUAGAGCACCUCCCUGCCAUUCCGCUUGCUGAAUUUCAGGACAUAACUGGUGGUUUUAGUUCUAAGUUCUUGAUUGCUAAGAGAUCUGCUGGAGUAAGUUUAUUCCGUGGGGUCCUCAAAACCGGACAGGAUGCUGCGAUUAAAAGGUUCAAGAAGAAGUUGUCAGACCAAGAAUUUCUAGCACAGGUAUCGAAAAUAUCUCGCCUGCAGCAUGAGAAUGUGGUUCAGCCCCUUGGUUACUGCGUGAAUGGCGAUCAGCAGCUCUUAGCUUUCGAGUUUGCUCCAUACGGAUCCCUACAUGACAUUUUUCACGGCAAAAAAGUGGAGUCAAGUACCGUUGUUCCGUGGGUACAAAGAAUCAAGAUUGCGGUUGGGGCUGCAAAAGGACUGGAGUACAUUCAUGAGAACGGACUAAUUCAUCAUAGCAUCAAAUCUAGCAAUAUUUUACUUUUCGAAGAUGGAAAUGCUAAGAUAAGUGAUGUUAGUCUGUCAAUUCCAUGCCCUUGUAAGCCGGCUCGUGGUCAUAAACGUUAUCCUGAACAAGCUCCCUGUGGUUGUUGUUAUCAUCCCCCAGAAUGUGUAUUGACUAAUCGAACUCAAGAAGGCGAUGUGUACAGCUUUGGUGUGGUUCUCCUUGAAAUCUUGACAGGUCAGAAAGCCACACAGCCACUGGUACAACAGUUCCUUGCAAUAUUGCACGAGGCAACUGAAACACCAAUGCAAAGAGAAGAAGACAUAAAGAAGGUUGUGGAUGAUAGACUUGGAUUUGGAAGAAAAUGCUCUGCCAGUGCAGUUGUAAUGAUGGCUGAAGUUGCUUUGUCGUGCCUUGCAAAGGAAGCUGAUUCUCGCCCUGACAUGAGCACUGUUUUAAUUCGUCUCGAGAGGGCUUCAUGGGAAACACAUAUUUAUGUACAAAAACAUGAACAGCAGUAAUCUCAGGCUAAUGUUACCAAAUUAUCUCCUCAUAUUCCAGCCUUGCGAGAUGGAACCUGCCAACUGCCAAGCCAAGGAGGAGGAGAUUCUCCUACACGUUUUGUUUAGAUAAAUGAUGUGUGUUGCCUUGUUUGUAUAGCUGGCUUUGGGUUAUUGUCUGUUUGUUGUGUAAUUAUGUUGACAUUCAACUUCUAGUAAUUUUCAGUGACUUUGGUUAGUGAAAGAUAGUAAGUGGAGUAUUUACUACGUGGGCUAUUUCUAGAAUAGGUACUGCAUCAUUUGGAACUAUGUCUAUGUUUGAAACAUAAUCAAAUGUAUAGAGAUAAGGCAGUGUAUGCUCUAACAUUAUGCAAAGUAGUAUCUGAAAUAUGAAUGGACUCAUUUUCAUUUA
Molecule: messenger RNA, 2550 nt
Organism: Salvia splendens (bonfire salvia)
Lineage: Eukaryota; Viridiplantae; Streptophyta; Magnoliopsida; Lamiales; Lamiaceae
Product: receptor-like protein kinase ANXUR1
Exons: 8
Coding region: 204-2159 (651 amino acids)
Biological process (GO): protein phosphorylation
Molecular function (GO): protein kinase activity; ATP binding
Source: RefSeq, a predicted model, not a curated record